AUGAGUGAGUCUCUCACUCUCUUCAUCCAUCAUGGGAAGAACCAGGUGGAUAAAGUGACUGUAGACUCAACAGAUGCCGUCCAAAAUCUUGAUAAGCAUUUAGAGACUCUUCCCAAAAUGCGAUUCGUUUUUUUUAAUAAUAUGUUAUUAGUCGGUUCAUUUUCAUAUCAAUUUUAUAAAAUACAGAAUGGUGAUCACUUAUUUGUGGCGCCGGUUGGGUUAUCACUUGGAGUUAAGUUAAAAAAUACACUUUUGCAUUAUUUAAUACCAAUGCCGCCAGAAGAAAAAAAAGAAAUCAAACCAAAUCCAGAAAAACGAAUUACAUCAUUCUUCAGAGAGACUGCUCGCGUCAAAGACCAACAACUUCAAAAAGUUGAAGGAACCGCAGCAACACAUUCGCGCGCUCUAGGUUUAUUCUCAAAUAUCAUGCGACCUAAACCACCCCCUCCGCCUCCACCGCCGUUAAUACCGCAAACACCUACCGUUAUCCCUCCUAAACAAAGGGAACCUUCUUCUGAUUCUUUGCCGCCACUUUGGAUUAAACCCAAAGAGGAGGAAGAUCUAAUGGAAGAAGAUUAUAUAGAGUCUGAUGAUAUAGAUCAGGAAAAUGAAUAA
Molecule: messenger RNA, 615 nt
Organism: Trichomonas vaginalis G3
Lineage: Eukaryota; Parabasalia; Trichomonadida; Trichomonadidae
Exons: 1
Coding region: 1-615 (204 amino acids)
Source: RefSeq, a predicted model, not a curated record